GCUAGGGAUGGGUGUGAGAGAUGGGUUAGUAGACAAAACGACUCGCUAAGCAAGCCUGAUGGCCUGAAUUCGAUCCCUGGAACCCACGGUAGAGAGGUAGCUAACCCCCUUCUAUGCCCACACGUGCACACAGUUGGCUUUUGUUUGAGACACGUUCCCUGUGUGGAGCCCUGGCCAUUCUGGAACUCACUCUAGACCAAGGUGGCCUGGAACUCGGAGGUUUACUUGCCUCUAACUCCAGAGUGCUGGGAUUAAAGGCGUGCUCCACCACUGCCUGGCUUAGUUUUUUGGUUUUUGGAGACAAGGUUUGUCUGUGUAACAGCUCUGGCUUGUCGUGGAAUUUGCUUUGUAGACCAGGCUGGCCUUGAGCUCAGAGAUCUGCUUGCCUCUGCCUCUUUUUUUUUUUUUUUAAAUAUAUUUUAUUUCUAUGUGCAUUUGUGUUUUUGCCAUGGGUGUUGGGGUCCCCUGAAACUGGAGUUAGAGACAGGUGUGAGCUGCCAUGUGGGUGCUGGGAAUUGAACUCUGGGUCCUCUGGAAGAGUCGGCGCUCUUAACACCUGAGCCAUCUCUCCAGCCCUUGUUUUGUUUUUUAAAGGCUAGCCAGGUACACACCUUUUAGUCCCAGCAUUCCAGAGAUAGAAACAGAAGGAUCUCCUUGAGUUCCAAGCCAGCCAGAGCUCCAUAGUACGUAGGUGGAUGUCCUGCUUUGAGUUAGAUGCACACUUCCUCUCUUUGGAGUUGUGGUCACAGAUCCUGUGGCCACAACCUCACCUAGAGAGGCCUGGGAAGAUUUGGUAUGGGUCUGGGUGAUCCUGAGAGGCCGAGACCCCAUAAGGGUCCUGUGAUAGGCAAGAGUGGGUGGGGUGUUUCUGGCAGGAAACGGAAGUGCCAGUAACUUCUACACUAGUUAGUAUACUUGAGAGCACCGGGGCUCACUUCUCACUCAACACAGCCAGAGUCAGAGGUGGGUGCCUACGCAAAGGCCAUCGGAUCAAUGGCUCUGCCUGCUCCCCUCCGAUGGAGGGUGCUGUUGGCCCUGCCAGGGGCCUUGGCCUCCGGGGUGGGCACAGAGGACGGUGCGGGCUCCAGCGCUGUCACCAUCGUCCUGCUGUUCCUGCUCCUACUGCUGCUUGUCACUGCCCUGGCCUUGGCCUGGCGCCGCCUCAGCCGUGUCUCAGGGGGCUACUACCACCCAGCUCGCCUGGGUGCUGCGGUGUGGGGCCACACCCGCCGCCUGCUCUGGGCCAGCCCUGCAGGCCGCUGGCUUCGGGCCCGCACUGAGCUGGGAUCCCCAGAGGAACCAGAGCAGCAAGAGGACGAACAGGAUGCCGAAGAGGAUUUCAUGAUGGACGGUGGCCCCGAGGAAGCUGGUCCCCGGGAGGAGGAGCAGCGGUGUGAGGCAGGAGCUCAAGCAAAGCAGGGCCCAGAAGCACAGGACACAGACAGUGAAGGGGGCCUGGACCUCAGCUCUCAAGUUCCUGUGGGCUCAGGCAGCAGCGCUGAGGCCCUUCUGAGUGACCUGCAUGCCUUUUCAGGCAGUGCAGCCUGGGAUGACAGUGCCAGGAAGGCAGGGGGCCAGGGCCUCCAUGUCACCGCACUGUAGGAGCCAGCUUGUGGGCCUGUCCCUGCCCCAGCCCCUGACUAUCUCUCUUCCCAUGUUGUCCUGAUGAAACACAAGCUUCCCCGGACCUUCACCAUCCCAUCCUCACCUGCAGCUUCUCAGACUGCCACCCGACCAGUUUCCCAGAGUGUGCCCCUCCACACACACACACACACCGGGCAGACACUGAAAAUAAAACUUCUCAAGUCCUGA
Peromyscus californicus insignis is the source of this 1812-nucleotide messenger RNA. It is a transcript of the gene Ptprcap, whose product is annotated as protein tyrosine phosphatase receptor type C associated protein. Bases 994 to 1602 code for a protein of 202 amino acids. The record is from RefSeq and is a predicted model, not a curated record. The transcript has 2 exons. Gene Ontology annotation, cellular component: plasma membrane. NCBI's taxonomy places the organism in Eukaryota, Metazoa, Chordata, Mammalia, Rodentia, Cricetidae.